Emiliania huxleyi CCMP1516 is the source of this 438-nucleotide messenger RNA. RefSeq lists its product as hypothetical. Lineage: Eukaryota; Haptophyta; Isochrysidales; Noelaerhabdaceae. The annotation marks the transcript as partial. The record is from RefSeq and is a predicted model, not a curated record. The transcript has a single exon.
GGGAAGAAGUACCACGCCGCGUGCUUCACCUGUGCCGAGUGCGGCUGCUCGCUAAAGGGCGGAUACGCCAUCGCGCCCAUCAGCGGCAAGCCUUUUUGCGCCGCUCACAUCAAGGAGGCGAAGAAGCGCGAAGCCGGGCGCGCGGCGCCGGCCUUUGAACUGGCGGUGGAGGACGCGGUCGCCAAGGAGAUGGCUGCCGCUCGGAUCGGCGGCGCUAGCGGCGGCGGCGACGCGCCCACCAAGUACGGAGGGCUCGACCGCGGCGACCGCGACCGGCCGACGAUUGACUAUAAAACGGGGGAAGAGCUGUGGAUCGAGACGGGGACGAACCGCAAGUACCGGCUCGCAGCCGACGGCGGCAAGGAGUACAUCGGCGUGGCGGAGAAGCCUCGGCUCGGCGGGGCCAGGACGUGGAACCAGGCAGCGCCUGGGGCGUGA